AUGGACGCACGCUGCCAAUGCGGCCAGAUCCGCUUUGUGACGCCCCUCGUCGCGCCUCUCGCGCUGUACAUAUGCCAUUGCACGGAAUGCCGCCACCAGUCGUCCUCCACGUACGGCAUGACUGCGAUCUUUCCGUAUUUUGACAUCCAGAAAUACGCACCCACUCCCGACGCCAUAGAAAUGUACAGUCGUGCCAACUCCUCAGGGCGCACAGACGGCUAUUUUUGCACGAAAUGCGGGAGUCGUCUGGUGCAUGUGUCUAUGUCUGCUGUGGCCGGCCAAAGUGGAGAUAGGGUCCAACCAGCGGCCAUGUUGAGCGUCAAGGCGGGUUGUCUGGAGGGGUUGAGUAAGGAGCUGAUGAGGAAGGCCAUCCACAUUUGGACUAAGUCAGCGGUGGUAGACAUUCCGGAGGGUGUGGAGCAGUAUGAGGAGGAGCCGCCGGGCGGGAGUUUCGCAGAGGAGUGA
This is a messenger RNA of Cladophialophora yegresii CBS 114405, 465 nucleotides long. RefSeq lists its product as uncharacterized. The record is from RefSeq and is a predicted model, not a curated record. Gene Ontology annotation, molecular function: carbon-sulfur lyase activity. Lineage: Eukaryota; Fungi; Ascomycota; Eurotiomycetes; Chaetothyriales; Herpotrichiellaceae. The transcript has a single exon. The coding region runs from base 1 to 465 and encodes 154 amino acids.